AUGCCAUUUGGAGUGUGCAACGCCGCACAAACCUUCCAAUGUUUCAUCCACGAUGCCACUCGUGGCCUAGAGUUCGCUUAUUCCUACCUCGAUGAUAUUUUAGUAGGCAGUUCAUCGGAACAAGAGCACCUCGAGCAUCUUCGAACUCUCUUCCAGCGCUUGACCCAACACGGUAUCACAGUCAACCCGACUAAGUGCGAACUCCGCAAAUCAACGGCAGACUUCCUAGGCCACCUCGUUUCAUCGUGUGGUAUCGAAGUCCAUCCUGAUAACAUCCAGGCAAUCAAGGACUUCCCAGCUCCGACUUCAUGCAAGCACCUCCAUCGAUUUUGUGGUUUGGUCAACUACUAUCGACGCUUCAUUCCGCGCUGCGCUCAGCUCAUGCAGCCUCUGACCGACCUACUCAGAGGGAAUGAACGUAAGUUCGCUUUCCCUGGCACAGCACAGACAGCCUUCGCCGAGCUCAAGGAUGCUAUCUCCAACAUAGCCCUCCUCGCUCAUUCCAAAUCGACUGCUCCCCUUUCUAUUACGACUAAUGCCUUAAACGUCGCGGUAGGAUCCGUCCUCCAGCAACAUGUUGGUGGGCAAUGGCAACCCCUUGGGUUCUUCUCCAAGCGCCUGAAACCAGCGGAAUCCCGCUACAGCACGUUUGGCAGAGAACUGCUCGCCAUUUACCUAGCCAUUCGUCACUUCCGGCACACACUCGAAAGCCGCGCUUUCACG
Molecule: messenger RNA, 723 nt
Organism: Dicrocoelium dendriticum
Lineage: Eukaryota; Metazoa; Platyhelminthes; Trematoda; Plagiorchiida; Dicrocoeliidae
Source: the annotation of a GenBank genome assembly